UCUUCCCUGCAUGAGACCAGCUAGCUCCGGCCGGUUCAGCAACGAUGGUUUCGGUCUAAGAACAUUGGAAGGGUUCGAUUACGAAUCUAUUUUGGGGCAGUGCUGCGAAAUGCCUGUUGGGUACGUCCAGAUUCCGGUGGGGAUCGCGGGUCUGUUGUUGCUCGAUGGGUUCGAGUAUUCGGUGUCGAUGGCGACUAUGGAGGGUUGUUUGAUUGCGAGUACAAAUAGAGCUUGCAAGGCUAUCCAUUUGUCUGGUGGGGCUACCAGCGUGUUGUUGAGGGACGGCAUGACCAGAGCACCGGUUGUGAGGUUUAAUUCCGCCAAGAGAGCUUCCGAGUUAAAGUUCUUCUUGGAGGACCCUGAAAUUUUCGAGACUUUUUCCAUCGUCUUUAAUAGUACCAGUUUCAUGUUUUUCUACUAUAUGAUAGGCAACUUUUGUUCGGACAAGAAACCUGCUGCUGUAAAUUGGAUCGAAGGGUGUGGCAAAUUAGUUGUUUGUGAGGCAGUAAUCAACGAAGAGGUGGUGAAGAAGGUUUUGAAAACAAACAUCCAUGCUCUUGUAGAGCUUAACAUGCUUAAGAACCUUGCUGUCUUUGCCAUUGCUGGUGCUCUCGGUGGAUACAAUGCUCACACCAGCAACAUAGUAUCUGCAGUAUUUAUAGCCACAGGCCAAGAUCCAGCACAAAACAUAGAGAGCUCUCACUGCAUUACCAUGAUGGAAGCUAUCAACAACGGCAAGGAUCUUCAUGUCUCUGUGAGUAUGCCUUCAAUUGAGGUGGGUACAGUAGGAGGUGGGACACAACUCGCUUCUCAAUCUGCAUGCCUGAACUUGCUUGGCGUGAAAGGUGCAAGCAAAGAGUCCCCAGGAGCUAACUCUAGACUACUGGCCACCAUUGUAGCCAGUUCGGUGUUAGCAGGUGAGCUCUCUUUGAUGUCUGCUAUAGCAGCUGGGCAGCUUGUCAAGAGUCACAUGAAAUACAAUAGAUCCAGCAAAGACAUGUCAAAAGUUGCAUGCUAAACAGGUACAAAAUAAAAGAAAAAAAAGGGAAGGGGGGGUCUGGGUGUGAUUAUCGAGCU
Humulus lupulus (European hop) is the source of this 1077-nucleotide messenger RNA. Its product is annotated as 3-hydroxy-3-methylglutaryl-coenzyme A reductase 2-like. The coding region runs from base 11 to 1018 and encodes 335 amino acids. The record is from RefSeq and is a predicted model, not a curated record. NCBI's taxonomy places the organism in Eukaryota, Viridiplantae, Streptophyta, Magnoliopsida, Rosales, Cannabaceae. Gene Ontology annotation, molecular function: hydroxymethylglutaryl-CoA reductase (NADPH) activity; protein binding. The transcript has 3 exons. Gene Ontology annotation, biological process: sterol biosynthetic process; coenzyme A metabolic process; isoprenoid biosynthetic process. Gene Ontology annotation, cellular component: peroxisomal membrane; endoplasmic reticulum membrane.